AUGUCUUGGACUACAGCUGGGCCUAACAAAACGCAGACUGUCUCCGGGAAGGGAGAAGAAAUACAAGAAGUACCGCAUCUCCAACAAGGUGUAGGAUGGAGGAAGCUUACGGAGCGUGGAAGACUGUUAAUUGCACCCAACGGACGUGGCCUUCUGUCCAUUGAGGGAUGCGCUUCUGGGUUUUGCUUGGCGAGCUACGAAGGAACCCAGGAAGAGAAGGCAGCGAAGCAAGAGGGGCAGUAUGGAGUGGAGGCGGUCAUUAAAGUAUCCCCAGGAGGUGCAUUUGACGCGCAAGUCAUGUACGUGGUCAUUGACAUGGCAAAGCACGAGCAAACGAAAUUGCACGCGCCCGCAGGAAUGGCCUUUGAAGAUAUUGUGGCGCUUUCUUCUGCAAAGGAGGUGCUGAGAGAAAAUGUGCUACUACCGGUGCAAAUGCCUGAGAUUCUGACUGGCAUCCUUGAGCCUUCCAUGGGGGUCAUGUUCUUUGGGCCUCCAGGCACUGGGAAAACAAUGCUAGCAACCGCUUUGGCAUCAACAGCCGGAAUUUCAUUUUUUCGGUGUUCUGCUGCUUCUCUGACCUCAAAGUGGAGAGGAGAGUCUGAAAAACUUAUACGCGCAUUAUUUAAGGUGGCACGUACUCGUGCCCCCAGCGUGCUAUUUUUUGAUGAGGUAGAUGCAAUUUGCAGCAAGCGUGGCGAGUGUGGCGAGCACGAGGCUUCGAGGAGGGUCAAGGCCGAGCUCCUCCAGCAGAUUGACUACCUGUGGCAGGAGAAAUGGGACUCCGCCUCCUUGCACGCCCCAGAGAAGAUGCCUGCUGGCGACUCCAACAGCCAAAGAUCGCCUCGCAUCGUUGUAAUUGCUGCGACAAAUGCACCAUGGUCUGUGGCUGUUAAUGGCGCUUACCUGCAGCUAGAUGCUAGUGCAGAUUUAAACGAAUUGGCACGGCGUACCGAGGGAUUUUCUUGCGCAGACCUUCGAAGUUUGUGCAGAGAGGCCGCGUGGCAGCCACUCAGGCGGAUCCUAAAAGUCGUUUCCCAUGAAGCCACAGAGCAUAUAUCUGAUCACAGUACAGUGAGCGCAGAACAGGCCAAGCAUCCAGUUGGAGCUGCUGACUUUGAGCUAGCGCUCAUGAAGAUACGCCCCUCAAUCCAUGCAAAAGCGGCUCUCCGCUACGUGGAAUGGGCAGCCGAAUUCGGAUCUACAUGA
Messenger RNA from Cyclospora cayetanensis, 1206 nucleotides. RefSeq names its product katanin p60 ATPase-containing subunit A-like 1. NCBI's taxonomy places the organism in Eukaryota, Apicomplexa, Conoidasida, Eucoccidiorida, Eimeriidae. The record is from RefSeq and is a predicted model, not a curated record. Gene Ontology annotation, cellular component: microtubule cytoskeleton. The transcript is spliced from 8 exons. Bases 1 to 1206 code for a protein of 401 amino acids. Gene Ontology annotation, molecular function: ATP hydrolysis activity; ATP binding. Gene Ontology annotation, biological process: microtubule severing.